UCGUAGGCCGACAUUAGAGGGCGAGAAAAUUUGUAUAUAGUGUAAAUAAAAUAAGUAGAUUAGAGUAAUAAAAGAGUAAUAAAAGAUAAAAUAAAAAUUAAAAAUAAAAAUUGAAAAAGGAAAACCCCCCAAAAAAUAACUUUUUUUUAAUAUUUUGAGUAAAAUGGAGGCGCACUAAAAUAAAUAAAUAAAUAAAUAAACAAAAUAAAAAUUAAAUUUGAUUAAUUUUUAACAUUAAUCAGAUAAAUUAUUGAUUAAUUAUUUUUGAAAUUAAUCAAUAUUUUUUAUAAAGAUGUGCCCUCGUAUCCGUCUUUUGGAGUUGGAUGAGAUGAUUGGAGAGCUGAAUCUAAUGGAAGGAUGGGAGGCAGACCUAGAAGAAGAAUUGGAAAGAGAAGGAAUUUUGAAUGUAGAAGAAGAAGAUGAAGAGGAGGAGGAAGAGAUAGGAAGGGGCAGAGGUGAACCAUCCUAUGUGGAGGAAAGCUGGGAGGAUGUAUUUGGAGAAAAGAAGGAGGAAGAAAAGGAAGAAAUUAAAGGUGAAGAAAAAAUUGAAGAAGGAAUAGAAGAAAAGAAAGAAGAGGAAGAAGAAGAAGAUGAUGAUGAUGAUGCUGAUGAAGAAGAGAUUGAGCUUGGAAUUGAGGUAACCGAAGCUCUUUGGUAGGAAAAAAGAAAAAGGAAAAUAUUUUGUUAGGAAAUUAAAAUUUAAAUAAUCUUUACUAAUAUUUUUUUUUAAAUGCCAACUUUAACUCCUCUUUCAUUUAAUUUCUUUUUUAAAUUACUUUUCAAAAAUUUAGAGUUGGCAACCAUUUUUUAAAUUCUUUCUUUUGUAUCCUUAUAGUCGUUCCCUUUUAAUGAUUUUAUUUUUUUGGGGCCCGGAGAACUGUGGGAUUCCCUAUUAAGAAAUAUUAGAGAAUAAUUGAAGGAAAUGGAUUUGUUAAUUUAAUUAAUGAUGAAUAAUAAAAAUAUUAAAAUAUUAAUUGAAAUAUUAAUAUUAAUUAAAAAUAAAGAGUAAAAAUAGAAAAAAUUUAAAUAAUUAAAAAAUAAUAAAAUUUGGAAAUUUUGGAAGGCCAAGAAGCCAGAGUCAUCAAAAUAAUGAAAAAAUAAAUACAAAAUAAUGGGAAAAAAUAAAUAGCUAAUUGUAUUAAGGGAAAUGGAUUUGGAAAUAAUUAA
Meloidogyne enterolobii is the source of this 1167-nucleotide messenger RNA. NCBI's taxonomy places the organism in Eukaryota, Metazoa, Nematoda, Chromadorea, Rhabditida, Meloidogynidae. The record is from the annotation of a GenBank genome assembly.